Aspergillus novofumigatus IBT 16806 is the source of this 351-nucleotide messenger RNA. RefSeq names its product putative ATP-binding cassette protein C11. Gene Ontology annotation, biological process: transmembrane transport. Gene Ontology annotation, molecular function: ABC-type transporter activity; ATP binding. The record is from RefSeq and is a predicted model, not a curated record. The coding region runs from base 1 to 351 and encodes 116 amino acids. The transcript has a single exon. Gene Ontology annotation, cellular component: membrane. NCBI's taxonomy places the organism in Eukaryota, Fungi, Ascomycota, Eurotiomycetes, Eurotiales, Aspergillaceae.
AUGGAACUCAUGGACAUGAUGCUUCCACUCGUGGCGAUCAACACCGCCGACUCGGUCGGGUCCAGCCUAGUGAAGCUGGGUAUUCUGUGCGCGGUCAGCCGCUAUGCAGCGGUGACGGCGCCCUUCUUCAUCCUGGCGCUGUGGGUCCUCCAGCGGUUCUACCUGAAUACCUCUCGGCAGGUCCGACUGCGUGACAUUGAACCGAAGGCGCCGCUGUACUCUCACCUGCUGGAGACGAUCGACGGACUCCCGAUCAUCCGGGCCUUCCAGUGGACGACGGAUUUCGAGACAAAGAAUGAUCGGCUGAGGACCCGGUCCCAGAUCCCCAUUUACACGCUCUACUGCGUCUAG